UCAGGCACUGCGAGGCGCGCGGGGCACGGAGGGCGGUGGCGGCGGGCUCCUGUGAGAAGCGAGUGGAGCUUCCUGAGCGUGCUUAGGUGUCACAGCUGGGUGACCCUCGGAAGGAAGGUUUUGCCGCUGGCGCGUCAGGUGUGUCACGGCCUUGGGACACACGGAUCCCUGGGGCCUGCGGCUGCCUCAGGGGUUCGCGCGGCCCUGGCGUCGGGGCUGCCUCAGCGCUGGCUGAAGGCCGGCCCGAAGCACCCUUAAUUGUGGCCGCGCGCUUCCCUGCUGCUCCUGCUGUUCUCCGCGUCGCGGUGGUGGACUCUGGAGGUGGAGCCUUGCCCGACGAGUCGUUGAGGAGGAAUCAUUAUAGAUUCUAAAAAUAUAUUUUCCCUUCUCUGUGGACUUGGUAUAAAACGUAGCUUUUUUUCUGCUUGGAUUUAUUUUCUAAAAAUCAACACCGUAAACCCAUAUCAGAUACAGCAAAAUUGGGGUAGUUAAACCAUGAGUUGUGGAAAUGAGUUUGUGGAAACAUUAAAAAAAAUUGGUUAUCCCAAAGCUGAUAAUCUUAAUGGAGAAGACUUUGACUGGUUGUUUGAGGGCGUUGAAGAUGAAUCGUUUCUGAAGUGGUUUUGUGGGAAUGUGAAUGAACAGAACGUGUUGUCUGAAAGAGAAUUGGAAGCUUUUAGCAUUCUUCAGAAAUCAGGCAAGCCUAUUCUAGAAGGGGCGGCGUUGGAUGAAGCUCUUAAAACGUGUAAAACUUCUGAUUUGAAGACACCUAGACUGGAUGAUAAAGAGCUGGAGAAAUUAGAGGAUGAGGUUCAAACUCUACUGAAAUUAAAGAACCUAAAAAUUCAGCGACGUAAUAAAUAUCAAUUGAUGGCUUCAGUAACUAGCCACAAAUCUCUGAGGUUAAAUGCUAAAGGAGAAGAAGCCACUAAAAAGCUGAAGCAGAGUCAAGGAAUUCUAAAUGCAAUGAUCACUAAGAUCAGUAAUGAACUUCAGGCUCUUACUGAUGAAGUUACACAAUUGAUGAUGUUCUUCAGACAUUCUAAUUUAGGUCAAGGGACAAAUCCACUGGUAUUUUUAUCGCAAUUUUCCUUGGAAAAAUACCUAAGUCAGGAAGAGCAAAGCACAGCAGCAUUAACUUUGUAUACCAAAAAACAGUUCUUUCAGGGUAUACAUGAAGUAGUUGAAAGUUCAAAUGAAGACAAUUUUCAACUUUUAGAUAUACAGACACCAUCUAUUUGUGAUAAUCAAGAAAUCCUUGAGGAGAGACGACUAGAGAUGGCUAGACUGCAGCUCGCAUACAUUUGUGCUCAACGUCAGUUAAUUCACUUAAAAGCAAGUAAUUCGAGCAUGAAGUCAAGUAUAAAAUGGGCAGAGGAGAGUCUUCACAGCCUAACCAGCAAGGCUGUGGACAAAGAAAAUUUGGAUGCUAAAAUUUCUAGCUUGACCAGUGAGAUUAUGAAACUUGAAAAAGAGGUCACUCAAAUAAAAGACAGAAGUUUACCUGCUGUGGUAAGAGAGAAUGCCCAGUUAUUGAAUAUGCCAGUGGUAAAGGGAGAUUUUGAUCUGCAGAUUGCUAAACAAGAUUAUUAUACAGCAAGACAAGAGUUAGUUUUAAAUCAAUUAGUAAAACAAAAGGCAUCAUUUGAACUUCUACAGUUAUCAUAUGAAAUUGAAUUAAGAAAGCAUCGGGACAUAUAUCGUCAACUUGAAAGUUUGGUUCAAGAACUUAGUCAAAGUAACAUGAUGCUCUACAAGCAAUUAGAAAUGUUAACAGAUCCAUCGGUUUCUCAGCAGAUAAAUCCAAGGAAUACCAUUGAUACUAAGGAUUAUUCUACUCAUAGGCUUUACCAAGUUUUAGAGGGAGAGAAUAAGAAAAAAGAAUUGUUUCUAACUCAUGGAAACCUCGAGGAAGUGGCUGAGAAAUUGAAACAGAAUGUUUCUUUAGUACAAGAUCAGUUGGCAGUAUCUGCUCAAGAACAUUCUUUCUUUCUGUCCAAACGGAAUAAGGAUGUGGACAUGCUUUGUGAUACUUUGUAUCAAGGAGGAAAUCAGCUUUUGCUUAGUGAUCAGGAGUUAACAGAGCAGUUUCAUCAAGUUGAAUCUCAACUGAAUAAGCUAAAUCAUCUCCUCACGGAUAUUCUUGCUGAUGUGAAGACAAAAAGAAAAACUUUGGCAAAUAAUAAAUUACAUCAAAUGGAAAGAGAAUUCUAUGUAUAUUUUUUAAAAGAUGAAGAUUAUCUGAAAGAUAUUGUGGAGAAUUUAGAAACUCAAUCAAAGAUUAAGGCUGUUAGUCUUGAAGAUUGAAAAUUACUGAAAACUGAAUAUUACAUGUCCUCUUUUAUUUAUUAGAAGACUGUGUAUAAUAAACACUACUAAAUUUUUAAAAUUUGAGGUCAAUGGAACAUUUCAUUUGAUGAAUUCAACUAUUAUAUUAAUUUGGCUUUUUUCUCAUGUAGUACAUUCAGAAUACCAGUGCUUUUUAUGACUUGAGCAUGUGUUUAGUGGUACUUACUCCUGGUAAUUUUUUACUUACAGGGAAAAAGCAUUAUUACAUAAUACAAAUAUUUUUUAAUAUAGUUAUCUCUCUACUUUUUAGAAAUAGAAAUUUUCUGCUGUUAAAUUUUUUUUGAGACAGAGUCUCACUCUGUCUCCAGGCUGGAAUGCAGUGGCACGAUCUUGGCUCACUGCAACCUCUGCCUCCCGGGUUCCAGUGAUUCUCCUGCCUCAGCCUCCCAAGUAGCUGGGACUACAGGCGCACACCGCCACACCCAGCUAAUUUUUUUGUAUUUUUAGUAGAAAAGGGGUUUCACUAUGUUGGCCAGGAUGGUCUCGAUCUCUUGACCUCUUGACCUCUUGAUCCCCUCUCCCAGCCUCCCAAAGUGCUGAAAUUACAGGCAUGAGCCACCACGCUCAGCCGCUAUUAAAUAUUUUAAAAUGUAUAGAACUUCUAGUCAGCAUUUUUAAAUCUGUAGACCUUAAUAUGUGAAAUAGCCAAGUCCCCUCAUGUUUGACUGUCAAAUAAAAUUCUGCUGCUCAAAUUGUAUUCCUCCAUAAUACCCUGCUAUAGACCUUUAGGCUGUUUUAAUGUCCCUACUUGUACCACAGAGUAUUAGGACUUCUUGGCCUGCCUUCAUUCAUUUUAGAGUCUGAAUUCUGGGGACUCAAAAGUUUCUACAAGACAGCUGAGCAGUGCUUUGACUUUAAUGAGACUUACACGUCAUAAAUGACUUUCAAAUGAAAUUUGAAUUUCAAAAUUCUGUAAAAGUGGUUGCUCAAAAGAUGUAUGAUACUAUUUUAAUCAGUUUAACAGCAAAAAUGUUUAAUUGUAUUUAACAAUGGUAUUUGGGCAGCCAGAAAAUAUUUUAAGCGUUGCUCUAAAAUAAUUUGAAGUAGCUCAUCUGUUAUUACAUCAGAUGCUUCUUGAGUGCCCAAUUUAUACAUGGCCUGUGAUAAAUACCAUGUGAGCUUUGUAGGAAUACCUUGAAGAAUAUUCCUCACCAGUUUGUAAUAUGGAAUGCCAAUCUAAAAACUACAUGUUUUGGGUGGUCUUUAUGGAAUUUUUUAGCUAUAACCAUCAGAAAACAGGCAUACCUAGAUGACAGAUGAAACUUCUUGAUUUUUGAAACCCAUUGAACAAAAAUAUUUUGCCAAUUAUUGUGUUUAUGUUAUUUAAAAUUUUAUGUAAACCUUAAUUUUGUAGGAAUAAAUUUUAAGAUUUUGCUAUCA
Gorilla gorilla gorilla (western lowland gorilla) is the source of this 3729-nucleotide messenger RNA. RefSeq names its product HAUS augmin like complex subunit 3 (gene HAUS3). Bases 496 to 2307 code for a protein of 603 amino acids. The record is from RefSeq and is a predicted model, not a curated record. Gene Ontology annotation, biological process: microtubule organizing center organization; spindle assembly. Gene Ontology annotation, cellular component: microtubule organizing center; HAUS complex; mitotic spindle. NCBI's taxonomy places the organism in Eukaryota, Metazoa, Chordata, Mammalia, Primates, Hominidae. The transcript has 6 exons.